CCCCCUUCCCACAUCCAACACCAUGGCGAGCUUAGCCGGAGUCAUGCUCGCCAAAACCUCAGAUGAUCCUUCGCCCAGCCCUCUCCACAUCACGCCGCACGACAGCAAGUUCUACGCCAGGCUCCUCUCCAAGGAGGACGACGCCUCCUUGUCCACCACCCCUUCCUUCGGCGUCUACGAUGGCGUCGCACCCGGCUCCGUGCCCUUCGAUUGGGAGUCGCAGCCGGGCACUCCCAAGCCCACCGCCGUCGCCCUGGCGGAACCGCUCCCUCCUAUCAACCCACCACCCUCCUCCUACUUCCACCCCGUUCUCAGGAAGGCUAAGCUGGUCAGCAAGAAGCGAAGGGUCAACCCAUCCUCCCGGUUCACCUUCCUCGCCACCCUAUUCCGAAAGCUCACGCCGAGGAAGUCACCUUCAUCGCCCGUCUCCUCCUCGUUCACGUCGUCCCCGUUCUCCCGACUGGAGUCGCCCCGUUCUCGGCGGAGGUCGUCCUUCUCUUCCAAGGGCGACGACGAGGAGGAAGAUGUCGGUGAUGGCUCCACGAGAUCCGUCCUUUGCUUUCGGCUACAGCGGUCUCCGCGCAUCACGCUGUUCCGCCAUUCUCGCGACAACUGCUCCAGUUUGAUCGCUGGGAACUGAAGCCUUGUGUUUACUACAUCACCAAUCCUCAUUCUCCUCUUCCUCCACAUAGCUUACUGGAAGCCAUGAGGAUGCAUGUUGCUUUGCCGGAUCGUGAAGUGAGAUACCAUGUGGAGUCGUCAGCCGACACUGUGAGCACAAAAAGACUACUGGAUCUGGUGACUUCCAUCCGGUUUCCCAGAAAGAAGUAAUUGCGUUUCCAUGGAGUGCAAUCUAAUCCACCGUAGGGCAUGGCAGGAAGCAAUAUAUAAGCUUGCAUAGCAAAUGAAGUACCUAUUCUGUUGUUUAUAUGCUUGUCAAGA
Messenger RNA from Musa acuminata AAA Group (dessert banana), 942 nucleotides. RefSeq lists its product as uncharacterized. Lineage: Eukaryota; Viridiplantae; Streptophyta; Magnoliopsida; Zingiberales; Musaceae. The transcript has a single exon. The coding region runs from base 23 to 640 and encodes 205 amino acids. The record is from RefSeq and is a predicted model, not a curated record.